Alosa alosa (allis shad) is the source of this 4585-nucleotide messenger RNA. RefSeq names its product desmoglein 2, tandem duplicate 1 (gene dsg2.1). Gene Ontology annotation, molecular function: calcium ion binding. Gene Ontology annotation, cellular component: plasma membrane; desmosome. Gene Ontology annotation, biological process: homophilic cell-cell adhesion. Bases 71 to 3787 code for a protein of 1238 amino acids. The transcript has 15 exons. NCBI's taxonomy places the organism in Eukaryota, Metazoa, Chordata, Actinopteri, Clupeiformes, Clupeidae. The record is from RefSeq and is a predicted model, not a curated record.
UGUGAACAUCUCGUCUCGUCAGUUUACAUGAAACGGACUAAGAGUGAAGAACAGCCACAGGAACUGGUAUAUGAUUUCAGAAAAUAAAUUUCCCGUGGCAAUGGCACGGGCAUCAGCACCCGUCACCGUGUUUAUUCUUUUUUUCACCUUGUCGGUGGUUGUGGCUGAAUGGAUUAUUCCCCCAAAGGUGCUGACUGAAGGCCAGGACUACACCAAAGAUGACUACAUCUCCAAGAUCCGCUCAGAUCAGGAAAGUGUAUUCAACAAGCCGGUCGUCUAUAGCCUGAAGGGUAUUGGGGCUGACCAGGACCCUGUCAAUGUGUUUGUGGUGGAUAAGACCACUGGAAAGGUCAGGGUCACCCGCAUACUGGACCGGGAGGACAUCCACGAGUACAAUCUCACUGGAAUAGCUUACUUUACGGAUGGCUCAAUCGCAGAGAGCGACCUCAAGCUCAAGAUUAAGGUGAAGGAUAUCAAUGACAAUGGCCCUGUGUUUUCCUCCAUUCCGCCUGCCUCAGUGGAGGAGCUCAGUCCCAGAGGUAUGUCCAUCAUGCAGAUUAGGGCUGUAGACAAAGACGAGCCGAACAACCUCAACUCUAGGAUCAAGUACACCCUAACCAAGCAGGAGCCUGCGGGGAAAAAAAUGAUGUUCUCGAUCACUUCCGAUGGAGAGCUGCGUGUCAAAGAGCCUGAUCUGGACAGAGAGCUGAUCGCUUCCUACGUUCUGACUAUAGAGGGCGCUGAUCUCUACGGAGCCCCUGGAGGAAACACUGGCACGGGGAUGGUCAUAGUGAAUCUUGUCGACGUAAAUGACAAUGUGCCAACCCUGGAACUAGACGAGUAUGAGGGCAAUAUUGAAGAGAACACCAAGAAUGUGGAGGUUAUGAGGAUCAAGGCUAAGGACCUGGACGUUGACGCUGUAAAUCGGGAAUUUGAGUAUGUCAUCGUCACAGGAAAUGAGGCAGGCUACUUCAGCUUGGUAAAGGACCCUCACACAAACGAGGGCAUUCUGAUGCUCGAUAAAGAAGUCAACUUUGAGGAUGUGAAAGACCUGAAACUGGGAGUCGGGGUGAGGAACAUAGAACCGUACCAUGUGAGUGUGAGUGGAGGAAGUAUAGAAACCAUCAACCUCGGAGGUGGAGGAGCAGGAGGCGGCGGAGGAGGUGCUGGAGGUGGAGGAGGUGGAGCAGGAGGAGGUGGAGGUGGGACUGGAGGUGGAACAGGAGGAGGUGGAGGUGGGACUGGAGGUGGAACAGGAGGUGGAACAGGAGGAGGUGGAGGUGGGACUGGAGGUGGAACAGGAGGAGGUGGAGGUGGGACUGGAACUGGAGGUGGAACAGGAGGAGGUGGAGGUGGGACUGAGGUGGAACAGGAGGUGGAACAGGAGGUGGAACAGGAGGUGGAGGUGGGACUGGAGGUGGAACAGGAGGUGGAACAGGAGGUGGAACAGGAGGUGGAACAGGAGGUGGAGGUGGGACUGGAGGUGGAACAGGAGGUGGAGGAGGUGGAACAGGAGGUGGAACAGGAGGUGGAACAGGAGGUGGAACAGGAGGUGGAACAGGAGGUGGAACAGGAGGUGGAGGUGGGACUGGAGAUCAGGCUCAACAAGUUGCCAGACAGAGAGUCGCCGUAUCUGAAGAACGGCACAUACCUGGCAGAGGUCCUCUGUCUGACCCAAGACAUGCCCGCCAAGACAGCCACAGGCACCAUCGCCAUCCAAGUGGAGGACUUCAAUGACCAUUGCCCGGAACUGACCUCCCGCCUGGUCCCCAUGUGCACGGCGGAGGAGGUGAUCUACAUCACAGCUGUGGACCCCGACAUCAAGCCCAACGGCGCCCCUUUCAAGUUCACCCUCAUCCCUGAGGGCACCAAGGGCAAGUGGAGUGUGGAGCAUUUCAACGAUACCACGGCCCUCUUGCGUACCCAUGAGCCUCUAUGGCCAGGACAGAACAAGGUGACCUUGAAGAUCCAGGAUCAGCAGGGCCAGGCCUGCCCAGACCUGCAGGAGCUAAAGGUGGAGGUGUGCACGUGCGACGACACGGGCACCUGCAGCCGGCGUGGGGUGGGGCCUGACGGGAAGCCUGGGGCUAGCCUCGGCCCUGCGGCCAUCGGCCUGGGCUUCCUGGGCGCACUCCUCCUCCUGCUCAUUCCACUGUUGUUGCUGUUCUGCCAGUGUGGUGCAGCAGGCAUGGGUGGAGCAGGUUUUGCCGAAAUUCCCUUCGGUGCAAAGGAGCACCUGAUCUCUUACCACACGGAAGGGCAGGGGGAGGACAAGGAGGUUCCCCUCAUGGCAGUUCCGGCGGUGGAUGGGGGCGGCAUGAUGCAGGCGGUCAGCAAAGGGGGCGUAGCCACAGCCGGCCCUGCUCUCGGUGGUGUCACGGCUGCCCUCUUUAACUCCAGGUCCACCAUGGGCGGCGGCUUCCACGAGUCUAACAUGGAGAUGAACUACAUGGACCAGACGAUGAGCCGCAUGGCUGGAGGAGGCCAGGCAAGCGGCUUCAUGUCAGAGUACCGAGAGGGAGGUGGUGCCUACGACCAGCUGGCACUCCCUGAUGCCUUCUUGGCGGACUACUACACCCAGAAAUCAGAAUGUGUGGCACUGGGUGGCGCUCAGAAGGACAAUCUGUUGGUGUACGACUAUGAGGGGCAGGGAUCUCCUGCUGGCUCCGUGGGCUGCUGCAGCCUCCUCGAAUCCGACAACGACCUCGCCUUCCUCAAUGACCUGGGGCCAAAAUUCAACACCCUGGCCUCUGUCUGCGGAGGCUCCAAGGCCAAGACUGUGACAGCCAUCUCCGCUCCUCCACCGCAGUCUGCCGCCAUCUCAUCAGAGGUUGACUUUGGCUCUGUCAACAUGGAGGUUAGGAACGACAUGGCAUCGUCCACCCGGGUGGAGAGGACCGUCACCAGCGUGCAGCAGCAGCUUCCUGCCCCACUUCCCAGCAUGCACCUACGCGAGACCGUUGCCGUGCCGACCCAGACUGUGCUGGUGCAGCAGCAGCAGCCCCUGUACUACAUGGUGGAGCCGCAGCAGGUCCAGAGCACAGUGCUGCUGGCUGAGAGGCCCCAAGUGGGUCUGGGUCAGGGAAUGAUCCUGGUCAACGGGAGUCAGACAGCCACAGAGGGGGUGCUGCUGCAGGGGGGAGGCCUGGUGCAGGGAGCCCAGGGGCUGGUGAUGGCCCAGGGGGGUCAGGGAUUGGUGUUACAGCAGGGUGGGCACGUUCAGGGUGGUCAGGGUUUGGUGUUACAGCAGGGUGGGCACGUUCAGGGUGGUCAGGGUUUCGUGCUUCAGCAGGGAGGCCAUGUUCAGGGUGGUCAGGGUGUGAUCUUCCAGGGCUCGGGCAAUGUGCAGACUGACCUGGGACGAGGAGAGAACCUGGUGCUGCUGGAGCGAAGCGGAGGAGCAGGGGGCACUGCACUGACCUCUGGCCUCCUGCAAACAUCCAGUCUCUCCGGCUCCCAAAUGGUGCUGCUGGAUGGGGCAGCGGGGGGGCAACAAGGGGGGCAGAUCUUACAGGGAGGGCAGAUUUUACAGAGAGCGCAAAUCCUCCAAGGAGGAUCAACUCUCCCUAGAGGGAGCAUGGGGGGCUCUGAGGUAAUAUUCGUUGAACAAUCAGGUCAAGGGUCAGGGGUCAGCAAGGGCUUGCGCAAUGUAGUGACCACAAGCACAACGUCAGUGAACGAGACUGCAGGUUCACACGGAGCAUCUUCACUGCAGCCUUCGCGCAAAGUGAUCGUUCAGGAGAGGAAAGUGGUCACUGAUCAGAGUAGCAGAAAACCACAGCUAUAAGCUGCGAAAGAUUUUUCAUAAAAAUCUCUGGCAACAAUUGAAUUUUUGAAAUUCAGUAAGCCAAUUUUUGAUGCAAUAUCAGUGUAUAACAUACAUUUUUAUACAAAGUAAUUUUAUAUGAAUGUAAAAUGCACCUUUGUGGCAAAACAAUUUUUUUAAAUGGCAAUGAAAUUAACAAAACAUUGCAUUGCAUAGCCACAUCCCUUAUUAUUAUAGAAUAUAGAUGAGUUUAUAAAUGGGACAAAUGUAUCGUGAGACCUUACGCCUACUGUUUCGGUCUGUUUAGGCCCAGAGGGCUGUAGAAGUGUAGUGACUCAUCUAUCCACACACAAUCAAACAAACACACACACACACACACAUACCUGUACACAGCCACCUGCUCAGACUAAGUUUUUCUUACAGGCCUGUUUUACCUGUAAACUUCCUUCUCGCCUUGUUUGGGUGCACCAUGGGAGUUUGCAGGAAUGUGUUUGCAAAGGUCAAGAUUUUUGUGUAUGUUCAAUUAAGGGCUUUUGUUGGUUUAUGGUUUGCCAUAUAUAUAGAAUACAUAGAAUACAUACAUAUAUAUGGGUAUUCUAAGUUUACUUUGGUUCCGACUUAAUUCCACUGUCACCGCAAUCUUUUUUUCCAUUCGUUUUUUGUUAUGCACUAUUAAGUAUUUCAAUGUAAAAUGUAAUUUUGUCUUCAAAGGUAUUGUUUUCAUCUGAUGCCAGUUUUCUUGGUCCUGGAAUUUAAAAUUACUUAUGUAGUCACAUGUCAUCCAGUGGAUUGAAAUAAAAUGUUUUUUUGUUCAGUGUC